Molecule: messenger RNA, 1305 nt
Organism: Cantharellus anzutake
Lineage: Eukaryota; Fungi; Basidiomycota; Agaricomycetes; Cantharellales; Hydnaceae
Exons: 4
Coding region: 53-973 (306 amino acids)
Source: RefSeq, a predicted model, not a curated record
ACGCCAGAGCUCAUCGAACUUUUCCGAUCAAUACGCGAAUCAGCCCUCCAGGAUGCCUCACCAGGAGACACGCCCGCAGAUGCAGAGAGCUGGCGGCUCUUCAGGGACAAAUGCUCCCCAUGGCUAUCCCGGCGGGGCACAUAACCCCUACGGUUAUCACCAAGCUCCUCCUGGAGCGGCCUGGAUGGGUGCCGUUUCGCCUCCUGCACAGCAUCCCCCUAUAGGUUCUCCAUAUAUGCCGGCUGGCCCAUAUAUCGGUGCCGGGGGACCCCCUGCAACUCCUUACCACGGUCAUGCUCAGCAAUCUUUGGCCAUCCCCCCUGCUGGAGGGGGCUGGGCGGGUGCUCUUGUGCCAGCGGGAGCUAUGGUCCCUUACCAGCAGCCCCAGGUGGCCAAAUUAGCGCGACCGAAAGAAGAGGAAAUCAUCGCCAUUGAUAGAUGGGAACCUGGACCCGAUUAUGGUAUUGUGCUUGACAGCCUCAAGUUCAAUAUUCUGAAACCUUCUGUUGCGGUUCAUGCUUUGCUGGGACCAACACCCGAUACUCCGACGCAUGCAACUCUCGUUUUUGAUUUGCUUUGGCCCACCAACAGGAUCCAUCUUUCUACCGAACAUCGGUCUCGGUCUUGGAUGAAUGGUCGGAGCGAUCCCGCUACCUUCCCCAACGAAGCUGGCGUCACAUGCGGCGAUGUUACUCAGAAGUUGUACAACUUCAUGAUGCAACGCAUUGACAAGUCCGAAUAUGCCCAAUUGUCGGACGAGGAGAAACACGAAAUCGUCGCCACCUAUCGGUGGAAUCGGAGCACCGAUGUUAAUGCGCCGGGUGGCGCCUAUUUGUCGGAGGGUAUUGUAAGGGUUGACUUUCUCGGAAAACGAACUCGCUUCGCGGGCAUGGUCCGCGAUGACAAGUUCGUCGAAGACAAACUUGGUACUGUCACUGGUGCCACUUUCGUCGUGAUCUUGGCUGAGCGAUAGAUACUUGUGCUCUCAACCUAUUUAUGUGCUCGGGUCCGUCUGAGCGCAUACAUUACACGCGCAUCUGCGGAAAACACCCUCAAGGACUUAUAUUUGCUUCUCGAGACUGCCUAAUAAAAAAAACUGCUGCUUUGUCCGCGUCAUCCCCUAAUUUUAAUUGUAGAAUGCCAUAGUAUGUUGUCCCUCGUAUAAAUGAUUGUCUGGAUUCGUUUCCUACUUAUUGACUGCAACUUCAAGAAUACAGAAGGUGUUUCAUGAUGUAUUCCUGCUGACCCUGUUGAUGGUCAUUUGUAUCAAGGCAAUCAUCAAUGAAUGCGCUACCUAGGUUCGGG